Messenger RNA from Medioppia subpectinata, 1590 nucleotides. The record is from the annotation of a GenBank genome assembly. NCBI's taxonomy places the organism in Eukaryota, Metazoa, Arthropoda, Arachnida, Sarcoptiformes, Oppiidae.
GUUUCUAUGGUUUCAUUAAAACAUCAUUUGAUUGUUAUUUAAAUGUAAAUUCAUUUAACGCUUAGUUUUUUAAUACAUUUAAUUGUUUGUCAACACAAAUGUUAACAUUUAGUCCAACAAUCACUUAACAGUAAUGUCCAAAAUGUCAUAACCAUAUGAUUAUACAGUGUUUGUAUAGUUAUUGUAAACUGUCAUUAAAAGUCUCGCAAAACUACACGUCAUUUGAUAUUAAAAUUAACAAUUAAUUGAGAUUUAAUGCCAAAUAUGUCUCAAAUGAGCGACAAAUCAAAUAUAAGUUACGAGAAGUUGAAGUCAUUUGCGGUUGAGAUGAAUGAGAAAGAAGUGAUGAGUGGUGUGAGUGCGAGGGGUGUGUCGGCAUUGGAUGAGCUGAGGAAUGGCACCAAAGAGACCCUGAAGUACGCCUCUCUGGUCACACUUACCGUCCAAAACGCCGCCUUAAGCCUCACAAUGAGGGCCUCCAGGACUCAGAACCAUCUCUUCAUAUCGUCGACGGCUGUCAUUAUCUCUGAGAUUAUUAAACUCCUCACAUGUCUUGUGAUGGUCUUCAUUGACGAGGGAAGUGUCCGAAAAGUGGUGUUAUCUAUAAGAAGGCAUAUAAUCAAUGAGCCGAAGGACACGUUGAAAGUGGCGGUUCCGUCGAUCGUGUACUACAUCCAGAAUAACCUGAUAUUCUUGGGCGCCACACACUUGGAUGCGGCCACUUCUCAGGUCACAUAUCAGCUCAAAAUCCUGACGACAGCUCUAUUCUCGGUGUUUGUCCUGAAGAAGCGUUUAUACAAUCAUCAAUGGCUGGCAUUAGUCAUACUCUUCGUUGGCGUGGCUUUAGUCCAAUUGGUCGAAAUCUCCAAGAAGUCCAACACGUCGUCUCUGGAACAGAACCCUAUGAUUGGAUUCACAGCAAUACUCAUGGCGUGUGUAUUGUCUGGUUUUGCCGGCGUUUACUUCGAGAAGAUUUUGAAAAGCAGUUCCGAUGUCUCGCUUUGGAUUCGGAACAUACAGUUGAGUGCAAUCGCCAUUCCCUUCGGUCUGAUCCAAGUGUUUGUCACGGAUUCACAAAUGGUCUCAGAAAAGGGCUUCUUCUAUGGCUACAGUCUAUUGACUUGGAUUGUGGUCUUACUUCAGGCACAGGGAGGGCUUCUGGUGGCAGUUGUGGUGAAAUAUGCCGACAAUAUACUCAAAGGAUUCGCCACUUCGCUGUCUAUUAUCCUGUCAUGUAUUGUCUCGGUAUACGUCUUCCAAUUCGAAGUGAGCCUCCAGUUCGUGAUCGGAGCCUCACUUGUCAUCGGAUCCAUAUUCCUCUACAGCAAACAGCCCACAAGUGCUGACUCUUCAGUAUUCAAGUUAUCCAAAAGUUUGGACAAAUCCUAACUAUUUUAUGGUAUAAAUAGCUAACUAUUAUUUAUUACAGAUAUAUUUAUUUAACUUAAUAUUUUUCAUUCAGAAAAAUGACUUAAAAAUGAAAACAAUUUUUUUGUUAAAUUUUAUGAUAAAAAUUCUUAUUGUUUUAUAAAACUGCAGAAUUUAUGCAAAUUUUAACGACUAAUUGUAUUCAUGAUUAGUCAACACAGU